Lodderomyces orthopsilosis Co 90-125 is the source of this 2163-nucleotide messenger RNA. RefSeq names its product Rim13p (gene RIM13). Lineage: Eukaryota; Fungi; Ascomycota; Pichiomycetes; Serinales; Debaryomycetaceae. The coding region runs from base 1 to 2163 and encodes 720 amino acids. Gene Ontology annotation, molecular function: calcium-dependent cysteine-type endopeptidase activity. Gene Ontology annotation, biological process: proteolysis. The record is from RefSeq and is a predicted model, not a curated record. The transcript has a single exon.
AUGUCUCUAGCUACUUUUCUCCAUCAUAUACAACAAAGUAAUCUAUUUAAUUCAAUAGAUGAUUACCCACGGGCUAAAUCUGAAGCACUUGAAGCUAUUAAAGUGUUGAAUGUAAUAGCAAAAGAUUAUUCAGUACAUGCAAAUGCACCAUACUUGAAGUCGUUAUCCGAGUUUGCAUUGAAAAACUAUGAAAGAGUGCAGACAAAACAACUGGUGUCAGAAAAGCUUCUUUGGCUAUCGUCAAAGUCUGGAAAUAGCUUUUACUUCCCGUUGAUUGGUUUUAGUGAGAGAUUAACAUCUGCAUCUGACAUAUUUACUGCAGAUUCAUCCAAAUAUGUGGACUUGGACCCGUCUGUAAUGACUGUUCCAGCAGGCGUUGAUGUACACUUCAAUCCAGUUGCUACAACACAUUGGCAAGACGAUAAAACUCACUUGUUAAACCUAUAUCAAGAUCUCUUAACCAAUUGCUCAUUUGUAUCAUCAUAUAUUGCUUUGACAAAUGCCAACUUCUCCACUUACACACUUAUAUCUCCACACAAUGCAUCACCUGAAUACCGGAUUACACUAACGUUUAACGGAUCUAAAAGAAUUGUUGGAAUUGAUGACAGAUUGCCGCAUAUUAUUGAGUCAAGUAGGAAUUUGACUUUGAAAUCAUUUACUGAUUCUCAAUUGUAUUGGCCUGCAUUGAUCGAAAAAGCAUAUUUGAAAGUUAUGGGACAUGGGUACUGCUUUGAAGGUUCAAAUAUGGCAAAUGAUACGUAUUUACUAAGUGGUUGGAUUCCAGAAGUUAUAAAGUUGACAAGCAAUAGGCUGGUUGACAUGCUAGUUCGAUUAUGUGAAUUGAGACUGCGCAAUGAAGUGACUUUGGGUAUUGGAACUGAAAGCUUUAGUAGUCAGUUUAGCUCAUCAAUCAACUUGAUUGGUGAACAUGAUUACGUUAUUGAAGAUUUCGAUGGUCAAUGUAUCACUUUAAAAAACCCAUGGGUUACUGGUGACUUAUCUACACGACUUGUCAAGGUUUACAACUUGACUCAUUUCAAGUACUUGUAUGUGAAUUGGAAGCCCAAGUUUGGUGUAAAGGUAUAUAAGGAGAACUUUAUCUACACAGUAAAGGAUAACAUUAUUGAUCAAUCACAAUUUACAAUCGAAUGUGGAAAGGAGACAUGGCUACUACUUGAGAAGCAUUUGCCAGUGGAAGGCACUCAUUGGAUGAGGAUCAACGUCUACAAAUCUGCAAACAGGGUUGCAUCUCCAUUCGACCACGAGGAACACUACGUCUUCGAGACCAACAAUCGUCUCCAGUUGAUCAGGUUGCCUCCAGGUGCGUUUACAUUGGUUAUUUGGUCGAAUAAGCUGGGGCGUUAUUCAUUAAUGUCCUAUGGCACAUCUUUUUUCAAACUGAAAUAUCAAUUUCCUCAUAUACAAUCACUUGAUGGCGAGUGGACCAAUGAGACAGCUGGCGGAAACUGGACUGUGGCAUCGUAUGUAGACAAUCCUCAAUUUGAUCUCAUUGUGACUAAACCAACUACAAUAAAAUUGAUCCUCCAUGCAAAAGGACUUGUUAAUUUUGAUGUUUUCUUUGCCGACAAGUUGAAACCAGGACAACGUAUUCGAAGUUACAACAAGACAAAAUGUCUUACUGACGAUAAAUACUCACAAGAUUAUCAAUCGAAAUUACUAAAGAUUGAACCGGGGUCUUAUAAGAUUGUUGUCUCUAAUUUCAAUGGUUCUCCAACAUCAUUCAAACUAUUGUUGAAUUCAAUCGAACCAAUAUCUAUAGAUCGUAUUCCCUCAACAAUGUCGCUAUACACUUUGAAAAAGACGUUUAAUUGGAACCAACAGAAUAGAUACAAGUUGUAUUUCAAGACAAGUAUCCACAAUUCCUCAAUCAUUGUUAAAAUACGACAUACUGAUGAUGAAAUUGCGUUGUAUGGUCGACAAACUGAUUAUCGGCCGGCAAUGAGAGCUUCAAUAUUUAAUGCAGUGACCAAGGAACCAGUACAGAUAAAUGAAGAGUUUAGGGAUGACUGCUUGUAUGGGUUGUAUGUUGAGGAGAGAAUAAUGGACCCUGGGGAGUAUAUUUUGUUGAUUGAACGAUUUGAAAUCGGAAAGGGGAGAUGUGAUGUUGUCUUGGGAAGUGAUCAUAAAGUGGUUUUACUAUGA